CUGGAGCGCAUCCGCGCGGAGCUUGGCACCGACCAGCCGAUACACGUUCAGUUCGUCAGGUGGGUCGGUCGUCUAGCGCAAGGGGACCUCGGCACUUCCAUAUUCUCGAGGAAGUCGAUAACCUCCCUGAUGGCGCCUCGCUUACAGCCGACGCUUUCACUGGGCGUCCAAGUGAUACUCCUUUCCACAUUGCUGGGCAUAUCGAUAGGCGUCAUAUCGGCGUGGAAAGCGGGGACGAUCGUAGAUCGGGGCUUCAUGUUCUUCGCCGUGCUGGGCUUUUCCGCGCCCGGCUUCUGGCUGGCGUUCAUCCUGAUAUGGGUCUUUGCGGUGAACUUGGGGUGGUUCCCCGCGCUCGGAUAUCGUCCCAUUGGUGACGGACUCUUCUCGCACGUCCACAGCAUGUUCCUGCCGGUUGCCGUCAACAGCAUACUGUCGUCGGCAUUCAUAUCGAGAAUCACGCGCUCGGCGAUGCUGGAUGUGCUUCGUGAAGACUUUGUGAGGACGGCGCGCGCAAAGGGGCUGCGCGAGAUGGCGGUGUACAUGCGCCACGCAUUCCGGCCCGCGUCCAUACCGGUCGUCACGGUCAUAGGCGCAUCGCUGGCAAGCCUCGCCACAGGCUUCGUGGUAACCGAGUCUAUCUUUGCUAUACCGGGACUGGGUAGAAUGCUGAUAGAGGCUAUCAUUAGGCGGGACUUCCCCAUAAUUCAGGCGAUGAUGAUGGUAGUGGCGACCGCCUAUGUGCUGAUAAAUCUUGUCAUCGACAUCGGGUACGCCUACCUCGAUCCUAGGAUUCGCUACUAA
This is a messenger RNA of Geodia barretti, 801 nucleotides long. NCBI's taxonomy places the organism in Eukaryota, Metazoa, Porifera, Demospongiae, Tetractinellida, Geodiidae. The record is from the annotation of a GenBank genome assembly.